CAGCAACAAUAUCGAGAGCGUGGCUUUAAAAAAUAUUCAGAUUUGAUAUCAUGUCUUCUUGUUGCUGAGCAAAAUAAUGAACUUUUGAUGAAAAAUCAUCAGUCACGGCCUAUUGGUUCAGCCCCAUUACCUGAGGCAAAUGCAACCUCAUAUAAUAAUUAUGGGCGUGGUCGAGGCCGUCGUCGUGGUCAAGGCCGUUGUCAUGGUCGUAAUCAUGGCAAUAACCAUGGCCGAGGGUAUGCCCGUGGUCGAAAUAAUACUUGGCAUCGUAGAGGUUUCAACCCCAAAUAUGAAUCUGUUGAACCAAAGAACGAAAGGGGUAGAAAUUUACAAAAGAACCCUGCAAAAGUUUCUGAAAGUUUUUGUUAUCGAUGUGGAGCAAAAGGACAUUGGGAGCGUGCUUAUCGCACUGCUAGGCAUUUGGUUGAUCUUUACCAAACCUCACUUAAUGAAAAGGGAAAAGGAAAAGAUCCAGAAAUGAAUUUCAUUGAGCAAAAUAAUGUGGAUCUUGAUACACACCUUGAUGUUGCUGAUUUUUUCGAGGUUGUUGAAAAGCUUAAUGGUGUUGGUGAUACCCAACUAAGAGUUUGACUUAUUAUGUCCUCUUAAAUAAUUUGCCUUUUGUGGCCAUUUCCCUUUUUCUAUAUGUAAUGUUCUUUUUAUAUGCAAUAAAAGAAUAAGCAUUUCAGAAUAUAUAUUGAUUAUUUGUCUCUUCUGUUUUAUUUGUCUUUAUUUAAGACUAAAUGGACUUGGAUGAUGCUAAGAUCAAAGAUGGAGACCUAUGUCUUGUUGACAGUGGCACAACACAUACCAUCUUGAGAAAUAAGCAUUAUUUUUCUCA
This is a messenger RNA of Rubroshorea leprosula, 841 nucleotides long. The record is from the annotation of a GenBank genome assembly. NCBI's taxonomy places the organism in Eukaryota, Viridiplantae, Streptophyta, Magnoliopsida, Malvales, Dipterocarpaceae.